Molecule: messenger RNA, 8087 nt
Organism: Orussus abietinus
Lineage: Eukaryota; Metazoa; Arthropoda; Insecta; Hymenoptera; Orussidae
Gene: Tor
Product: serine/threonine-protein kinase mTOR
Exons: 11
Coding region: 521-7966 (2481 amino acids)
Biological process (GO): protein phosphorylation; negative regulation of macroautophagy; TOR signaling
Cellular component (GO): nucleus; TORC1 complex; TORC2 complex
Molecular function (GO): protein binding; protein-containing complex binding; protein serine/threonine kinase activity
Source: RefSeq, a predicted model, not a curated record
ACCUAACCUCGUUAAAUUGACUCAUUCUCACAUUAAAUAAUGUAGUUUCGCGAGGUUAUUUAUCGAUUUUUUAACGAGCAUCGGAGUUUUGUUAUUUUUUGGUGACUCUGUAAAAAGUGCGGCACAGAUGUUAUGCGUUUCAUUGACGAAGAUCAGAAAAUGCGGCGUAUACAAUAUAUGAGCGCGUUUAGCUACAUGCGCGUCAGUUGGCGUCGGUGUAUGCGCAUCGUACACCGUACGGGUGGUGCGGGUAUGAAGAGUCGUAUAAGAAGUGAUCGAUAUAUCUGAUGUCUAAUUCCCGGUUAGAUCGAUCGAAGACAAACGUAUGUCGUCGAUCGAUCAUAAUUCGGCGUCUGGUAAGACCCUUUUCCUAAUCUGAAGAACCCGGAAAGUCCAUUUCUCUGGGAUACAUCGUAGGACUGGUGAACCUAACCUCAAAUUCGGGUCCUAAACUACAGUUACUUUGAGGGGGAAGAAAUUACCUGUAAGAUUACUAUAUAGUGCAACCAAACAGAUCACGAUGACGAACACACUGGUGCAGCAGUUUGUUCAACGGCUGAAGUCGCGGCACGAAGAAGUGCGCACUAAGGCAUCCCGAGAUCUGGCCUUAUAUGUGAAGACAGAGCUGAGGGAGGCGUCGCCAGAGGAGGUGACGGCAUUCAUGGACGAGUUUAACCAUCACAUAGUGGAGAUGGUAUCCGCAUCAGAUGUAAAUGAGAAGAAGGGUGGUAUACUGGCAAUCGUGUGCCUUAUUGAAGCCGAUGUGGGGAAUGUCAACACUAGAACCAUAAGAUUUGCCAAUUACCUCCGUAAUCUGCUGCCAUCGAACGACGUGGGAGUAAUGGAACUGGCUGCAAAGACUGUUGGCAAGCUGGCUUUAGUUUCCGGGACGUUUACCGCGGAAUAUGUAGAGUUUGAGGUAAAGCGAGCGUUUGAAUGGCUCGGUGGCGACAGGCACGAGGGAAAGAGGCAUGCGGCGGUUUUGGUUCUGAGGGAGCUGGCAGUGUCCAUGCCAACGUAUUUCUUUCAGCAGGUCACACCAUUCUUUGAUCUCAUAUUCAAUGCAGUACGUGAUCCUAAACCAAUCAUUCGCGAAGGGGCAGUUGAAGCUUUGAGGGCUGCGUUGGUAGUCACAGCACAGAGGGAGACCGCAAAGCAAAUGCACAAGUCUCAAUGGUAUAAGCAGUGCUACGACGAACUGGUGGCUGGUUUCGAAGAGAGUACGAGUAGGGAAAAAGGAUACAACAAGGAUGAUAGAAUACACGGCUCGCUGUUAGUGCUGAAUGAGUUGCUGCGCUGCAGCAACAUCCAGUGGGAGAGAAACUACGAGUCCCUUAUGGAGCGAUUAAACUGCAACACCAAACAGAACGAAAAUGACGUGCUCUCUCCGAUGCCUCGUCUUAAGGCCAUAGCAUUCUCGAGGAGAUCUGGCUCUUCCCAGAACUGUUCGGGUCAGCGUCACAGCAUGCAUCCUACACACGAAUCCGCUGCCUGUCGCUGUUUGUUGCAAGAACGACUCGAUGACAUCUAUAACGACGUCAUGAAUCAGAGGAUGUCCCGCAACCCCCACAUCCACCAUGCCUUAAUGACUCUGCUGCCUCGACUCGCGGCCUUUAACAGAGAGAAGUUCAACAAAGAUCAUCUAAGGGAAUCCUUGGCCUAUCUCUUGAUGACCCUACGAGGUCGCGAGAAAGACAGACACGCAGCGUUCACCACAGUGGGCCUAAUAGCCGUAGCAGUGGAGGAUGCAAUAAAGCCCUACUUGCCGAAAAUCAUGGAAGUGAUAAAGGGCUCGUUACCUUCCAAGGAAACUCCAUCAAAAAAGCGAGGUUCUCCUCCAGAGCCUGCGGUCUUCAUCUGUAUAACUCUUCUAGGUCAUGCAGUUAAGAGAACUGUGGCUUCGGAUGUGAGAGACCUGCUGGAGUCGAUGCUGGCCACGGGUCUCAGUGCAGUGUUGACAACCUGCCUCCGAGAGCUAGCCCAUGACGUACCCUCAUUGAAGCCCGAUAUCUCUCAGGGCCUGCUACGCAUGCUCUCCCACGUGCUCAUGAAUAAACCUCUGCGCCAUCCUGGAGCUCCAUGGAGUGCAUCGACAGCAGCCACGGGCCAGAUAAUUUCCCAGCCCACCGAAGUGGAUGUACCUUCUACGGUGCUGGCCUUGAGGACCCUGGGCACCUUCAACUUCGACGGGAACCCCUUGCUGCAAUUUGUGAGAAGAUGUGCAGAUCAUUUCCUAACCUCCGAGGAGGCCGAAGUGAGACUCGAGGCUGUCAGGACUUGCUCUAGAUUACUGCGGUUGGCCCUGAACCAACCUGGGCCCACAGUGACGAAUACAGUGUCGACAGUGGUGGGGAAGUUACUAGUGGUGGGAAUAACCGACACGGACCCUGACGUGCGUUUCUGGGUAAUGGCCUCGCUGGACGAGAGCUUCGACAUCCACCUAGCUCAGGCGGAGAGCCUAUCGGCGCUGUUCGUCGCGAUGAACGACGAGAUGUUCGAGAUUCGGGAGCUCGCCAUCCGCACGGUCGGUCGGCUGAGCACACUGAACCCUGCGUACGCGAUGCCUUCCUUGAGGAAGACGUUGAUCCAGUUCCUAACCGAGCUGGAGCACUCUGGUAUGGGCCGGAACAAGGAGCAGGCGGCCAGGAUGCUGGACCACCUGGUGGUGAGUGCCCCAAGACUGAUCAGACCCUACAUGGAACCGAUCUUGAAGGUGCUGGUGCCGAAACUGAAGGAGCCCGAGCCCAACCCGGGGGUCAUUCUAGCGAUCCUGCGGGCGAUCGGGGACCUGGCCGAGGUGAACGGCUCGGAGAUGCACCAGUGGAUGCCGGAGCUCCUGUCGAUCCUCUUGGAAAUGCUCGUGGACGCGAGCUCCCCGGAGAAGAGGGGCGUCGCCCUCUGGGUCCUGGGCCAGCUGGUAGGGUCGACCGGGCACGUGGUGCGCCCCUACACCAAGUAUCCGUCUCUUCUGGACGUGCUGAUCAACUUCCUCAAGACCGAGCAGCAGCCCCUGGUCCGUAGGGAGACCAUCCGGGUGCUGGGCCUCCUGGGAGCCCUGGAUCCCUACAAGCACAAGAUGAACUUGGGGCAGAUCGACUCUCAACUCGACACCUUGACUUCUGUGGCGGAUCCUAGGAGCGAGUCCGAGGCCUCCUCCGCGGUUCCCCAGGAUCUGACCACUAGCGAGAUGCUCGUCAACAUGUCCUCGGCCACCCUGGAGGAAUACUACCCCGCGGUCGCGGUGGCCACCCUCAUGAGAAUCAUCCGGGACCCUACUCUGGCCCAACACCACACGAUGGUCGUCCAGGCGGUGACCUUCAUCUUCAAGAGCCUUGGCAUCAAGUGCGUACCCUACAUCUCCCAGGUGAUGCCGAGCUUCCUGAACGUCUUCCGCACGGCCGACGUCAAGGUCAGGGAGUACCUCUUCCAGCAGCUGGCCGUCCUGAUAGCGAUCGUCAAGCAGCACAUCAGGAACUACCUCGACGACGUCUUCGCCCUGAUCCGGGAGUUCUGGCAAGCCAACAGCCCCCUCCAGGUUACGCUGAUCCUCCUUGUGGAGCACAUCGCGGUGGCUCUUGGGGCAGAGUUCAAGAUCUAUCUUCCUAGGCUCAUGCCCCAAAUCCUCCGGGUGCUGACCCACGAUACCUCCAAGGACCGCUCGGUCACCGUCAAGCUCCUCUACGCCCUGCAGAAGUUCGGCAACAAUCUGGACAACUAUCUCCACCUGGUGCUGCCACCGGUGGUGCGGCUCUUCCACGCGACCGACUGCCCCGUCUUCGUCAAUCGUGUCGCUCUGGAGACGGUUGACCAGCUCGCGGACACCCUCGACUUCACGGACUUCGCCUCGAGGAUCGUCCACCCGCUAGUGCGCACCCUGGAUCGGUGCCCGGAACUCCGGGCUACCGCCAUGGACACCCUCUGCUCCCUGGUCCUCCAGUUGGGAAAGAAGUACCAGGUCUUCAUACCCCUGGUGCAGAAGGUGACGACCAAGCAUAAGAUCGCUUGUCCCAGGUACGACGUCCUCGUGGACAAGAUCCUGACUGAGUCAACCGUCGCCGACGGUGAGUCCGACUACCUGCUGACCAGACAUCGACACACCAGGAACAAGAACCGUGAUAGCUCCUCGUUGACCUCCUCGGACACUACCACGAUCAAGCACCUCCACGUGUCGGCGUCGAACCUCCAGAAGGCCUGGACGGCGACCCGUAGGGUGUCCAAGGACGACUGGCUGGAGUGGCUAAGGAGCCUCUCGAUAGGCCUCCUCAAGGAGUCGCCCUCGCCGGCUUUGAGGUCCUGCUGGGCCCUCGCCCAGACCUACUCCCAGCUCCCCAGGGACCUCUUCAACGCGGCCUUCGUCUCCUGCUGGACCGAGCUCGACGACACUCACAAGGCCGAGCUCGUGCAGACCCUGCAACAGGCGCUGAUGGUCCCGGAUCUGCCCGAAGUCACUCAGACCAUCCUGAACCUCGCUGAGUUCAUGGAGCAUUGCGACCGGGGACCUCUUCCUCUGGAGAACCGACUUUUGGGGGAGAGGGCCAUGCACUGCAGGGCGUAUGCCAAGGCUCUGCAUUACAAGGAAGAGGAGUUCCACCGGCCGGCUAGCCUGGGGAAUUCCAACGUCGUCUUCGAGUCCUUGAUCUCUAUCAACAACAAGCUACAGCAGAAGGAGGCGGCGGAAGGACUCCUGGAGUACGUCAGGAACCAGAGGAACCAGCAGGAUCUUAAGGUCCAGGUCAGGUGGUACGAGAAGUUGCAUAACUGGGACAAGGCGCUGAACUUGUAUGCAGAGAGGUUGGAGAACGACCCUGAAGACGUGGAGUCCACCCUGGGGCAGAUGAGGUGUUUGGAGGCCCUCGGGGAGUGGGGACAGCUGCACGAACUCGCCACUGCGAAAUGGCCGGAGCAGAGCGACGAGACCAAGGGCAGGAUGGCCAGGAUGGCCGCGGCUGCCGCCUGGGGACUCUCCCAGUGGGAGAGCAUGGAGAAAUACGUCGAUCUCAUUCCUAAGGACUCCCAGGAUGGGGCGUUUUAUAGGGCGGUGUUGGCGAUUCACGACGAGCGGUUCGACGUGGCUCAUCAGCUGAUCGACAGCUCGCGCGACCUCCUGGACACCGAGCUGACGGCGAUGGCGGGCGAGAGCUAUCAGAGGGCUUAUAACGCGAUGGUGGAGGUGCAGAAGCUAGCCGAGCUAGAGGAAGUUAUCCAGUACAAAUUAGUGCCCGAGAGGAGGCCGACGAUCCGGUCCAUGUGGUGGGAGAGACUACAGGGAGGCCAGAGGGUCGUCGAGGACUGGCAGAAGAUCAUCCAGGUCCACACCCUGGUGGUCUCGCCGCAGGACGACAUGUACACUUGGCUGAAGUACGCGAGCCUCUGCAGGAAGAGCGGAAGUCUGCGACUUUGCCAUAAGACGUUGGUCAUGCUGCUGGGAGUGGACCCUUCGGAGAACCCUGACCAGCCUCUGCCCACGACUCAUCCCCAGGUGACUUUUGCCUAUUGCAAGCACAUGUGGGUGGCGAACAAACGUGAAGAAGCCUACGGCCAGCUACAGAGGUUCGUCCACGCGUUUCUGCAACCUGCAGCUGCUGCAACUGCAGCCGCGGUUGCUCAGCCAGGACCUGGAACUCUUCCGGUUGGUCAGGACGAUGGAAAACAGCAAGACGCCAGGAAGAGACUGCUGGCUAGGUGUUAUCUGAAACUUGGAGAAUGGCUGGAGUCUCUUCGGGGCAUCAACGAGCACUCCAUUCCUGCUGUGCUCUCCUAUUAUGCGGCAGCAACCGAACAUGACCCUACCUGGUACAAGGCCUGGCAUGCCUUUGCGUACACCAACUUCGAGACGGUCUUGUUCUACAAGCACCAGCAAGGUGAAUCUAGCCAGACAGAAGGUGGUAAUGGAACUGCAGGAGCAAGUGGGGCCAUCGGAACAGUCACCGGAAACAGCAGUCUUUCUGGCACACAAUAUAUCUCUCGAUUCACUGUGCCAGCUGUCGAAGGCUUUUUCAGAUCCAUCAAUCUUUCCCAUGGAAGUUCCCUACAGGAUACUUUGCGUCUCCUGACUCUUUGGUUUGACUAUGGACAAUGGCCUGAAGUGUACGAUGCUAUCGUAGAAGGUAUUGGCCUCAUCGAGAUCAACACAUGGCUACAGGUAAUCCCCCAGCUGAUCGCAAGAAUCGACACUCCCCGUGCGCUUGUCGGCAGAUGCAUUCAUCAUUUACUGAUAGACAUCGGCAAGGCUCAUCCCCAGGCCCUAGUCUAUCCCCUGACAGUGGCUUCGAAGAGUGCCAGCCAUGCCAGGAAGAACGCGGCCAACAAGAUCCUGAAGAACAUGUGCGAACACAGCACCAACCUGGUGCAGCAGGCAAUGAUGGCCAGCGAUGAACUCAUCAGGGUGGCCAUCCUCUGGCAUGAGCUUUGGCACGAAGGCCUCGAAGAGGCCAGUAGGCUCUACUUCGGGGAGAGGAACGUUAAGGGAAUGUUCGACACCCUGGAGCCCCUCCACGCAAUGCUGGAGAGGGGGCCGCAGACCCUGAAGGAGACCUCCUUUAACCAGGCUUACGGCAGGGAUUUGACCGAAGCACAGGAGUGGUGCAAAAGAUACAAGGUGUCGGGCAAUGUCAGAGACCUCAACCAGGCCUGGGAUCUGUAUUACCAUGUGUUCCGGAGGAUUUCCAGACAGCUUCCACAGCUUACCAGCCUGGAGCUCCAAUAUGUCAGUCCGAAACUGCUUCUUUGUAGGGAUUUGGAACUAGCGGUGCCUGGCAGCUAUAGUCCUGGACACCCCGUUGUCAGGAUAGCGAGCAUCCACAGCUCCAUGCAGGUCAUCACGAGCAAACAGAGACCUAGAAAACUCUGCAUAAAAGGGAGUAACGGCAAGGACUACAUGUUCCUGUUGAAGGGCCACGAGGAUCUCAGACAGGACGAGAGGGUCAUGCAACUUUUUGGUCUAGUCAAUACUCUUUUGCUGCACGACCCUGACACCUUCAGGAGAAACCUCACAAUCCAGAGGUACGCAGUAAUUCCCCUGUCAACGAACAGUGGCCUUAUCGGCUGGGUUCCUCAUUGUGAUACUCUACAUACACUCAUCCGAGAUUACAGAGAGAAAAAGAAGAUUUUGCUGAACAUCGAACAUCGCAUCAUGCUUAGAAUGGCACCUGACUAUGAUCAUCUGAUGCUGAUGCAAAAGGUGGAAGUGUUCGAGCAUGCCUUGGAGCACACCCACGGAGAUGACCUGUCACGUCUCCUCUGGCUUAAAUCUCCCUCGAGCGAAGUUUGGUUCGACCGAAGGACUAAUUACACUCGAUCGUUGGCUGUGAUGUCCAUGGUGGGUUACAUCCUUGGACUGGGGGAUCGACACCCAUCGAACCUCAUGUUGGAUCGGCUCAGUGGGAAGAUCUUGCAUAUAGAUUUUGGCGACUGCUUCGAAGUGGCCAUGACGAGGGAAAAGUUUCCUGAGAAGAUACCCUUCAGGCUGACCAGGAUGCUCAUCAACGCAAUGGAAGUGACAGGCAUCGAAGGCACUUACAGGAGGACCUGCGAAUCCGUCAUGUCUGUCUUACGUCGCAAUAAGGACAGUUUGAUGGCAGUGUUGGAGGCUUUUGUUUACGAUCCGUUACUCAAUUGGAGGCUUAUGGAUAGCGCUAUACCCAGAGGAAAGAGGUCCGAUGCUCAGGGGAUAAGUGGAAGCAGCAGCCAGGAACAUGGAGAUACUCUUGAGUCUCUCACUGCAACACUGCCCAAGAAAGGCGUGCCAUGUAGCAUUGAGAAUGGAGUCGGUGAUAACAACCAACCGGAAGCAUUAAACAAGAAGGCCCUUGCGAUCAUAACAAGGGUACGUGACAAGCUAACGGGGCGUGACUUCUCUCACGAAGAAACAUUGACAGUCCAAAGACAAGUCGAUCUCUUGAUCCAGCAAGCCACGAAUAACGAGAAUCUGUGUCAGUGCUACAUCGGAUGGUGCCCAUUCUGGUGAGAGGCAAGUACUUUUAAUCGUGUAACUUGGUACGGUUGCAGAACUCGUCGCCACCGAAGCAGAUUUUCGUUCCUGCUUUUGCAUUUUUAUUAUUAAGUUGUACAUAACAUUCGUCACCGCG